AUGGACGCUUUAGCCCAGAAGGUUGAACACAUGUCUGCAAAUCCUACAGCUGCAGUAGCUGUAGAUUGUGAAAUUUACCAAGUCAAUUAUUCCCAAGGAAAACCGUUUUCGAACACUUACAACCCUGGAUGGAGGAAUCACCCAAACUUCUCUUAUAAAAACAAUAACUCUAUUCAAAACUCUACACCUCAAAGACCACUAGGAUUUCAAGCUCAAAGACUAAUCCAAUCUAUACAGGCCAUUCCUCAAAAGCCAAACCUUGAGAAAAUCACGGAGAACUUCAUUUUGGCCCAAACUCAGCAAAAGAAAGAGUUCUUAAACCAAGAUAUUCAUAUAAAUGAACUGAUCAAACAAUUAGGAACUAAGGUUGAUUCGAUAAUCACUCACAAUAAGAUGCUUGAAACCCAAAUAUCACAAAUAACACAACAACAAGCCCCCCAGGCCAUACCUGGAGGGAAAUUUCCUGGACAACCUCAACCCAACCCCCGAGGGAAAGCUAACGCUAUUACCCUACGAAGUGGGACCACUUAUGACGAACCUGUAAAACUAACCUUGAGUGAACCAGAGGCUUUUGAGAAAAAAAUUGUGUCUAUAGAUGAAGUAGAGGGACAUAAAGAUAAGGGAGAAGAUAAAGAUAAAGUUUAUGUUCCACCCUAUCUUUAUAAACCACCAAUUUCAUACCCGCAAAGACUUAAACAGACCAAAAUUGAUAACCAAUAUAAAAAGUUUAUAAAGGUGAUCGAGAAACUCCACGUAGAAAUCCCAUUCACCGAAGCCAUCACCCAGAUACCAUCUUAUGCUAAAUUCCUUAAAGACAUCUUGACCAACAAAUGUAGGCUUGAUGAUCCCAAACCUUUAGAGUGCAACUCCAUUGCUGAGAAUAAACUUGCUAAGAAGGAGAAAGAUCCCGGAAGCUUUUCCGUACCUUGUAUUUUAGGGAAUCAUGUUAUAGACAAAGCAUUCCUAGACUUGGGAGCAAGCGUAAGCUUGAUGCCUUUAGCAGUUUGUAGAAGGCUAAACCUAGGAGAAUUGCAACUGACUAAGAUGUCUCUUCAAUUAGCCGAUAGAUCUUUAAAAUAUCCAGUAGGCAUAUUAGAAGACAUUCAAGUUAGAAUCAGACAACUUUAUAUCCCAACAAAUUUCGUGGUAAUGGAUAUUAAAGAAGACGACGUAAUCCCAAUCCUCCUUGGUAGACCUUUCUUAUCAAUAGCGGGAUCCAUAAUAGAUGUUAAAAGGGGAAGAUUAACUUUUGAGAUAGAUCAAGAAGGAUCGCCCGAGACAAUGAAAUUUCCCUCGACUCCCAUAAGAGAAGACGACGGAUUUCGAAUGAAGCCUUACAUGGAUGACAACAUUUAUGAAUGCUUAGCACUUACCCCAAACCAUAUGCCAUGUCCUAAAAAACCAUCUAUAGAACUCAAGAAACUACCCAAGAAUCUAAGAUAUGAGUUUUUAGAUGAAGAACUAAAUCUCCCCGUUAUAGUGAGCGCCACCUUGAAUGGAGAUGAAACAAACCAAAUUUUAGAUAUCUUAUGA
Lathyrus oleraceus (garden pea) is the source of this 1533-nucleotide messenger RNA. RefSeq lists its product as uncharacterized. Gene Ontology annotation, molecular function: aspartic-type endopeptidase activity. The transcript has 3 exons. The record is from RefSeq and is a predicted model, not a curated record. Bases 1 to 1533 code for a protein of 510 amino acids. NCBI's taxonomy places the organism in Eukaryota, Viridiplantae, Streptophyta, Magnoliopsida, Fabales, Fabaceae. Gene Ontology annotation, biological process: proteolysis.